Mugil cephalus (flathead mullet) is the source of this 3355-nucleotide messenger RNA. It is a transcript of the gene plppr3b, whose product is annotated as phospholipid phosphatase related 3b. Gene Ontology annotation, biological process: phospholipid dephosphorylation; signal transduction; phospholipid metabolic process. NCBI's taxonomy places the organism in Eukaryota, Metazoa, Chordata, Actinopteri, Mugiliformes, Mugilidae. The transcript is spliced from 8 exons. The record is from RefSeq and is a predicted model, not a curated record. Bases 340 to 2649 code for a protein of 769 amino acids. Gene Ontology annotation, molecular function: phosphatidate phosphatase activity.
CGUGCAGCAUCAGUAGAAGCGGAGGAGGAGGAGGAUUUUUUUUCAGGACUCGUCUCGGAUCCGCGGGUCGGAGGAGGAGCUUUAACGAACCAGGCUGGAUCAGAACCCGAACUAACAGGAUCCGCGGCUCCGAACCGAGACUGAAGCGGAGACUGAAACGGGCGAUAGACCGCAGCUCUGCGGAGGUUCGGUUCCGCUAGUGGACGAGAAAACGUGACGAGAAUCACAGCGGAGGAGGAGGAGGAGGAGGAGGAGACAAGAAGGAGCGAGAAGAGGAGCGAUUAGACAAGAAGAGGAGGAUCAGAUCAGGGGAUCUCAGUUUGUGUGUUUGACAGAUUGAUGAGGAUGAUGAUGAUGAUGACGAGUUCCUCCUCCUCUUCUGAGAAGAUAAAGAAGAAGCCUCCCAAGGACAGCCUGACUCUGCUGCCAUGUUUCUACUUCGUGGAGUUGCCUAUUGUGGCUUCUUCUAUGGUGUCUCUGUACUUCCUGGAGCUGACGGAUGUGGUGCAGCCAGCUCAGGUCGGUUUCCGUUGCCACGACAGAGAGCUCAGCAUGCCGUACGUGGACGGAGGAGACGAGCUGAUCCCUCUGUUGAUGCUGCUGAGUCUGGCCUUCGCGGGUCCAGCCGCCUCGAUCAUGCUGGUUGAAGGGGUCAUCUACUGCCUCCAGUCCAGGCUGAAGCUCCUCAGACCAGAAGGAAGCAUCAACGCAGGAGGAUGCAACUUCAACUCCUUCCUGAGGAGGACGGUCCGCUACGUAGGUGUCCAUGUUUUCGGCCUGUGUGCCACGGCGUUGUUGACGGACAUCGUCCAGCUGUCCACCGGGUACCACGCCCCCUUCUUCCUGACUGUGUGUAAACCCAACUACACGCUGGCGUCAUGUGACACCAACGCCUACGUCACCAGGGACAUCUGCUCCGGACACGACCAGCACGCCAUCAUGGCUGCCAGGAAGACGUUUCCUUCCCAGCAUGCAACGCUGUCGGCCUUCGCUGCCGUCUAUGUCUCUAUGUACUUUAACUCCACCAUCUCAGACAGCACUAAGCUCCUGAAGCCAGUCCUGGUCUUUGUCUUCUCCAUGGCCGCGGUCUUGACCGGUCUGACUCAGGUCACUCAGCAUCGCAGUCACCCCAUCGACGUCUACGUGGGCUUCCUGGUCGGAGCCUUCGUUGCCGCCUACCUGGUGAGACCCCACCCUCUGUUGACAUGGAAACGGCUUCAGCAUAAAACGGGAAACAGGCGGAGUGGAAAAGGACAAAAGGCGCUUCACGCCGUCUCCAACUUUCAGUCCUCUGAUGAUGUCACCCCGCCCCCCCACGCUCCACCACCAAAGGAGGACCCACUCCGAGCUUUGACGGAACGAGGACAUGAGUCCGUCUACAACAAGGGCCCCGCCUCCGCCUCCGAGAGUAAUGAUGAGAUCACGGCUGCUCCGGCCCCCAUGGACCGGCUGGAGGGUCUGGGGCCCCUGCAGAGGGAGAAGGGCUCCAUGGGGGAUCUGAAGAGGGCCAGCGUGGACGUGGAGCUGCUGGCUCCCCGGAGCCCCAUGGGCAAAGAGACCAUGCUAACGUUCAGUAACACGCUGCCCAGGGCCAGUAUGAAUGUUAACGGAGUGCUGGGGUCCAGCGACGGACAUGGGGAGUCAGUCCAGCCAGUCCAGCCGGUCCAGGCCUUGCAGCCGGUGCAGCGGCGCCUGAAGGCCGUGCAGGUUCCCGUGGACCCGAUGCGGUCGCAGCAGCUGGUCUCGGAGUGGAAGCAGAAGUCCCUGGAGAUGCGAGGGCUGAGCCUCCAGGAUGAGACGGAGCGUGAAGCCAGCGAGGACGGCUCUGAGGUGAGCUCUGUGGGGGCCGACGAUGGGGGGUCUCAGCUCCCCCUGUUCCAGCCUGCAGUGCAGUCUGGAAGGUCGAGCCGUAACCCUACACCACCUCCAGGGGGCGCCAAAGCUGUGGCAACUCCUAGACCUCCACAGAUUCCUGAAGCUGGCCCUCCACCCGUGUCCCCUAAAAGUGCCCUGACCCGGGCCAAGUGGCUCGCCAUCCGGGAGAAGACGAGCGUGGAGGCGUCAUCCCGCGGCGCCGCCAACCAGCCACGACUAAUGCAGGUCAUCGCCAUGUCAAAGCAGCAGGGCCUUCUGCCCUCCUCCUCCUCCGGGGACAGGUCUUCUGAAACCACUUCCACCUGCUCCAGUACCUCCUCCACCGUCAGCUCACCUCACUACCGCCCUCCCUCCGAGCAUCAGGGGUCAGCCAUCAUCACCGUGGACGCCCAUGCCUCCCACCAUCCCGUUGUCCGAGCCCCGACUCCUCCCCAGGCCCCGCCCCUUACAGGGAACGGGACACCGUGGGAGUGGGCAGGUCCGUCCAAUGGGAGCGACCCACGAGACACCUACGACCUCAACAACAGAGGAGACUCUGCAGCCCGCGGCAGCAGCUUCCAUCCACGCCGGUCCGCCUCACCGUGCGCCCUGAUUGACCCCUGCCUGACUCCGCCCACAUCACACCCACAGUGUGAGAUCUCAGUGGACGCUCAGCGCAGGGAAAUGGCCAUGAGACGCAAGACGGCGCUAGUUCUGUUGGACCGGGAGAUCCGAAACCAGACUGAACAGGAGAACUAUUAUAAGAGUUUGCAGGGACGGAGGUUCAAGGACUAGUGAGCAUUAUGAUGAAUGUUUCCAUCCAGAGGGUUGGUGGUUCAACGUCUUACCUCAGUCUCUGGGGGGUGGGGGGAUUUGGUUCUGACCUGUUGGACUUGUUCUGGUUUGCUUGGUUCAGUCUGAGCUUUCCGGUACAUGUCCAACGGUGUACUUCAGUGGACCAGGACAGUGUCUGGAUCUUUAGCAGAGACAUGAGAAAGUAGGGGGACAGUUUUCGUGGCGACUCAUUAAAUGAAUUAUCUGGAGUUACCAGAACUCUGCAUUAGAAUCUGAGCCAUACAACACACUGGAUCCAUGAUUCAAACCCAGAACCUCUUACACAAACUCUAUAUUUCCUGGACUGGUGUUGUCAUCGCUUGGUUGCUAUAGUGAUUCUCAGCAUGUUUUGUGAGCUGCUCUCUGAUUGGUCGAGGCUGUAAGUCUGUGUGUGAAUAUUUAAACUGAUAAAACACUGAUUUCAUUUUAAAGCUGUAAUAUAAUAUUUUAGUGAAUGUUGGUUGUUCUGUUGUGGAAACGUGAAACCAGAGAGUUUCUGUAAAUAUGAAGAACUGAAGAGUGUUAAUGUUGCAUGUGUUCACAGUUCAUCUCUGAGAGGUUUCCACUGAAUGUAAAAGAAAAUCUGCUGCUAAACAAUCUGUCAGAGAUGGAGAUGCUGCAUGCUGUGUGGUCGCCACGACGACAGAAAUAAAACUCCAUGAUUCCA